GUGGCGACGCUCUAGUCGCCGUUUCUCUAUGCUAGGCAGAGUGGCCUUGGCCGCCGGAGUUGCUGGACUCUCUAAGGCCCUGGAGAAGCCUCCAGCUUGGUGUGCGGAGCCUGCGGAUGCUGGUCAUGGCGCGGCUCCCGAAGCUAGCAGUUUUUGAUCUGGAUUACACACUCUGGCCUUUCUGGGUCGACACGCACGUAGACCCUCCGUUCCACAAGAGCAGUGAUGGAACUGUGCGAGAUAGGCGGGGCCAGGACGUCCGACUGUACCCAGAGGUGCCUCAGGUUCUGGAACGAUUGCAGGGCCUUGGGGUGCCUGGUGCAGCAGCUUCACGGACAGGUGAGAUAGAAGGAGCCAACCAGUUACUGGAGCUCUUUGACCUUGUCAGAUACUUUGCUCAUCGGGAAAUCUAUCCAGGCAGUAAGGUCACACACUUUGAGAGGCUGCAGCAGAAGACCGGAGUUCCUUUCUCUCAGAUGAUCUUCUUUGAUGAUGAGAGGCGGAAUAUUGUGGACGUCAGCAAACUGGGUACUGAGGGGCAACGAGAGCGAUUUGGGGCAUGAGGAGAAAGGGUUCUUUCUAGGAGGGAUUAGGUAGACAUACACAGGGUGGAUAGUCUGCAUGAUAGGUGGCACCCAUGAAAGGUGAGAGUAAUAAGGGAGAGCACAGAAAGCCUGAUGAAAUGUGAUUUUUUUUCC
Messenger RNA from Microcebus murinus (gray mouse lemur), 698 nucleotides. It is a transcript of the gene MDP1, whose product is annotated as magnesium dependent phosphatase 1. The record is from RefSeq and is a predicted model, not a curated record. Gene Ontology annotation, molecular function: acid phosphatase activity. Lineage: Eukaryota; Metazoa; Chordata; Mammalia; Primates; Cheirogaleidae.